Messenger RNA from Lates calcarifer (barramundi perch), 7917 nucleotides. It is a transcript of the gene dok4, whose product is annotated as docking protein 4. Gene Ontology annotation, biological process: positive regulation of MAPK cascade; cell surface receptor protein tyrosine kinase signaling pathway. The record is from RefSeq and is a predicted model, not a curated record. Lineage: Eukaryota; Metazoa; Chordata; Actinopteri; Centropomidae. The coding region runs from base 980 to 1981 and encodes 333 amino acids. The transcript is spliced from 10 exons. Gene Ontology annotation, cellular component: cytoplasm.
GCGUGUUUUGUCUCUGUGUAUGUCGAGGUUCUUGUCCACCCCUGCACGGCACGGUUCAGCCCAGCACAGCUCCGGGAGGAGCGUCGCAGAUAGGCAGGGAGAGGGAGGGACGGCGAACCGCAUCAGCUCUGCCAUUGCGCACAAAACAAACCAUCGGUGUGUCAACAGACGACUACCGACGUUCUCCGCCUUCUGGUUCGGUUGGAUUUACUGAGGCGUCUGCUGCAGCUGCAAGGAGGCAGACUACAGGCGGUGGAGCCACUGCAUCAGGAAGGUCAGGAGCGGAGGACUCAAUCAGCGGAGGCAGGCAGGAACAGGGACCCCGUCCGAAACACCAGGACCCGCCCGGCCGCAGCUUCCCCCCGCUGCGCACGAGCUCAUUGACUGUCACAGCUGUCAACCAGAUUCCAAUCUGAAUGAGCAUUUGUGGGAUGAUCCAGAACGAGCAAGAUCCAUCCUGCAACCCACAGGAUCCACUGCCAAUGUCCCUGUGCCAGACACCACAGGACACCCUCAGAGGUUCUGUGUCUAUGCCCCAACGGGUCAGCUGUGUUUUGGUGGCAAAAGAGGUACCUGCACAAUAUUAGGCAGAGAUGUCAAACAAUGACAUGAUGCAAGACCCAUCUGAUGAAGAGUGAAACGAGGACGACACUAACGGAUAAACUCAAGAGGAGUGAGAGGCAAAGGAGGAGACAAACAAAUCCAGCACAGGAGAACAAAGAGAAACUGAAGAGUCAGUAAAAGGAAGCAGGGAGAUGUGGGGAGCUCUAUGAAAGAUGAUAUUUGUGAUAGAUAGAAACAGGAAGACUUGAAGGGAGGAAAACAACACAAAGUCCUUAAAAAGACAGACAGGAUUUAAAGUGAAAGAAAGGAAGCCACAGAGAAGUUGGAAGGAAUAGCAGAAGGGCUGGUUGAGGGAGGAAAGAAACAUCUGGAUGGUCUCCACGGUGACAGCCAGCUGGUUACGCGCCCUCCGAAGAUGGCCUCCAACUUCAACGACAUUGUCAAGCAGGGCUAUGUGCGCAUGCGCAGCCGCAAGCUGGGGAUCUAUCGGCGUUGCUGGUUGGUUUUUAAGAAGUCAUCCAGUAAAGGACCUCGUCGACUGGAGAAAUACCCCGAUGAGAAGUCUGCCUACAUCAGAGCUUGUCCUAAGGUGACAGAGAUUAGCAACGUCAAGAAUGUCACUCGGUUGCCUCGGGAUACCAAGCGACAGGCUGUGGCCAUUGUGUUUACAGAUGACACGUCACGCACCUUCACCUGUGAAUCAGAGCUGGAGGCAGAAGACUGGUUCAAGACACUGUCAAUUGAGUGUCUGGGCAUGCGGCUCAAUGAUAUCAGUAUGGGAGAGCCUGACUUGCUGGCUGCUGGGGUGCAGUGUGAACACACAGAGCGUUUCAACGUGUUCCUCCUCCCCUGUCCCAACCUGGACAUCUACGGGGAGUGCAUGAUGCAGAUAACUCAUGAGAACAUCUACCUGUGGGACAUUCACAACCCUCGCACCAAGCUGGUCACCUGGCCACUCUGCUCCCUGCGGCGCUAUGGACGUGACGCCACCCGCUUUACCUUCGAAGCUGGAAGGAUGUGUGACAGUGGUGAAGGCCUCUACACCUUCCAGACCAGAGAGGGAGAGCAGAUCUACCAGAGGGUUCACUCUUCUACACUGGCCAUUGCUGAGCAGCACAAGAAAGUCCUGCUGGAGAUGGAGAAAAACAGCAGGUUAAUGUCAAAAGGUUCGGAGCCUGGCUCCUACCCCUGCACCCCCACUGCCAUCCUGCCCCGAUCUGCCUAUUGGCACCAUAUCACUGGAAACCAGACCAGCAUGGAUCCUGGCGCUGGUGAUGCUUCAGAAGACGACCUGCUGUCUACCCACUUGCCUCCUGACCGCCAUGCCACGCUGCCCCUGGCAAACACACAUGCACAAUCCCAGCCGCACAUACACUCACACUCCCCGACACGCUAUCCCACCUACCCUGGACAGUGACAUACACCCACGCUCACACACAAAGAACAGGAUGCGAACAUUGAGAAAGAUGCACACACAUUGCCCCAUGCAUGCAAGCACACACAGUUCACAAAUAAACACACAUUCUCCCGUCUUGUGUUUGUUUUACAGGCCAACGUUACACCUCACAGGACAUGUUGAUGGCAGGACUAACACAGACUAUCUUGAAUGCAGAAGGCAGAAAGAAUAAACACAAUUCUGCAAAAGACUGCAAGGCGAUUGGGCCUCCUUACACAACUGCAGCUCCCAGAGUUCCACAGUAGAGAGGGCAUAUUUGAUGUUUUUUCCACACUCAGGCAGAUUUGUCAUAUAUUGCCUAUUGAUUAAAGACAGGACUCAGUGCUCUCAGUAUGCUUUAAAUCACCUAGGCUGUAUUCAGUGUUGUCCGACCCCAUCUAAAAACAGGGGUGUUUAUGUGUGUUCUGAAUGGCCACUCCAGAGGGCAGGGUGAAAAACCUUCAUCAAUAGUUUGUGGGAAAUUUUUUAAUGAAUUUAUCUGUUUAGUUGAACCUAUGAUUCAAUAGUAGAUGUUUGGCGGCAUGCAAUACAACUGAUAGCACAUGUUACAAAAUUGUGGAGUGUAACAACACAGCAUUUGCUUUCAUUGGCCAAUACUGGUCAGUCACCUACCUAGUUCUCCCCACAUCAUACCACAGCUCAAUUUCUCAUAUUCAUAUGCACAUAAAUAUCUAUUUUCAACUCUGUUUGUGUCAAAACUAACACUUGGAUCCAUUCUUGUUUUUAUUAAAACUGGACUAGCCUAGCAACUCUCCCUUAUGUGACAUUACAUACAAUUUGUUAGGAGGAUAUGAAAAUAGCAGUGUAUGUCUAAAUAUAUAUAUAUUUUUUUAAAACCAGUCAAUCAACCGUCCAUAAACUCCUUAUAAUUGCCUAAUAAUUUUACCAGGAAAUUUAAUGCAUAGAACUAUAUAAUGUGGUUCCUAUUAUAGAGAAAAUAGGAAUUUCCUUAAAAGAAAUGCUCAUUGAAAGUAAUUUUUGACAGUUUUCAUGUAAAUGGACUGUACUCCUCCAGUCAUAUCGACAACUCGAAGUGCUUUACACUAUUGGUUACAUCUACCCAUUCACACACACAGUCAUACAGCACUUGUUGUAUGUUUAGAGUGCUCUAACACGUGCAAACACAUUCACACACCAAUUGUAUGGCACUGGGGACAAUUUUGGAUUCAGUAUCUUGCCCCAGGAUACUUGGGUCUGCAGUGAAACCUAGAGCCACAUUAUGUAAGCCUUUAAGGAGGGACUGUCCAAGUGUGUGUUAUUAUCUGUGUGAUUGAUGAUUCAUUGUGUCAAGACUACAAACAUAAAGCAGGGUUUUCACCCCACCCUCGAACAUGGCCAUUAAGGACAUGUAUAAACAUAUUUGUAAUGGGUUGGAUGACAUAUCAUAGAAACUAGUCUGUUUGGUAGUUUUUUUUUAGGGCAGAAUCCAACUUUUGGUCAAAUUUCCAAUAUUUUUUAGAUUUGUGUAUACAGUAGGACUAGCAAUGCUGGAUCUGAUGGUUUCACCCCAAGAGUUCAGAAGGUCUGCAUGGCUAACAGGGGAUCAACAUCAAUAAGCCCAGUGUAUUAGAUUAACACUGCAUGGACCGGGGCUGCAUGGUGCCUUAAUAGCACCACAUGGACUGUGCUAUCAUUGGAACUACACCUAGAAUUCUCAAGUGGAAAAUUCCCAGUGUACUAGUGCCAGCUGACACACUUGUAUGAAGAUCACUUGAUAAUUUCACUGUAUCCACAUCUGGAUUGAUGCCUUUUGAUUUUGCUGGUAACUGAUGUGAUUUUGCAGUUACUGGAUCAGUUUGUUGUACUGAGGUUUUGAACCACUCUGAACUGUAGAAUGAAACAAUGAUUAGAUUCAUUUGUAUGGAUUGGCUCCUGUACUGAUCUGGAUCUUUACCCAUACAGUUUCAGACUUUCUCUGGGAUGUAUCCUAUUACUCCUCCUUGUAGCCACAUGCUUCUGUUGAGCUAUAUUUGCACACCCCUGUUAUUUUGCUGUUAUUCGAGGUUUAAAAGUUGAAGAGGGGCUUAAAGUGUAGAAUUUAACAGAUAUGGAUUUUUUUUUUUAACUCAUACUGAUGAUUCAUUAGGAUAGGACCUCACAAUAGCUGAUAUUCAGUGUCUUUAUAAUUGUCCCCUUGAGUGCCAGAUAUUAAGUUUCCUCUUCUAUUUUAGUGACAACCCCCUAAAUAAUGAAAUGACUGACUCUCAUUGGUGUGCACAAACUCUCGAAAGGGCAGAGGUGGAAAUGAAACAGAGUUAGGGUUCACACCUGAGCAGUACUUGAAAUAGAGGGGCUUACAGAGGUCCUCAGUGAGCUUCAAAUUGCCUAUAAGAUGUGUGACAUUAGGUCAGAAAUUAAGCAUGGAAUUGUCCCGUUGGGCCACAGACACAUCAUGGUUAAAUAAAGGUUUCAUUUUUUCCCAAUGGUCAUGCCAGAGCAGCACAUGAACCAUUCAAGAGGGAAACAAUGAACCCUGGAAAAGAAAUCCCUCUGUUGGCCUGUUUAGUAAAGAUUUCUUUUACCUCACAUAUAUGGCCUAUUUCACACCUUUUUGUUUUCCACUUAGUUUAACUCUUGAGGGUCAGGAUACAGGAUACAUGGGACUUUACUUCCAGAAAUCACAUCACUUUGGGUGUCUUAACAGAUGGUCUUGGGGGAUAAUUCUAGCUUAUCACAAUACGGGUCUCAUUUUCAGAGUUUUGGCCAUCCUUUCCAUAAUAAUACUUCCUAAUAACAUCCUUUAAUAAUAAUAAUACCAGUGAGUUAAAUAAUAAGAUUUGGGAACAUGGCAACAAUGCUCAAAAGAAGUCAGACAGGCUUUAAACGAACCUAUUUGGAAGAGACUUGUGACAGUGUAAUACUUACUAUAUACUAGUGUAAUACAGUGUAAUACUUGUGACAGUGUAAAGUUGUGAAACCUGAACUUAACAUUUUCAGUCAGGGUCAAGUUGGGGCUGUUUUGUUACUUAAUGUUUGGGACUUGAGUCUGUUAUUUUCAAUAAAUUCAUCAUCUGGAUGUGUUUUAAGAAGAUAAACCUUGUCCAGCCAAUGCAUUAGCAUGGAGCUUUGGGUCCUGGGUUGGCUCAAAUUUGAUGGGUCAAACCAGUUGGGUUCGGUGUAAAAGACAUGGGGGAGGGCUUGGCUCUGGUCUUAGUUUUUGGCCCUUUAGGUGUCCACACUGUCAAAUGAGGAGUUAUUAGUAACAAUUCAGGUGGUUUCACUUUUGGUUUUACCUCCACACAAUGUGGUUUUCAUAACCUGGUUAAACUGAUUACUCAUUUCUUUUGCUCUGUUGCUGUGUUCCAACAUCCCAUUAUGUACAAGGUUAAAAUGAUACAAUGUUAGAUAUGGUUCUUGAAGUAUAAAACUGAGACCCAGACUGUAAGAUAUCAGAAUUAUCUGUCACUAACAUCAUCAUUCACAAUGUGGUGUUGCAUUAUUUGUAUUCCUGAAGGUCAAAGUCUUCCCAUAAAAGCUGUAUUGUUCAACUCUAUGAUCAAGAUCAAGAGCUAUGUCUGACCCUUGUAUCAGUGAUACUCUUAAUACACAGCCUAGAUUUUCUUGUGGCACACCAACAUGAUUGCUGGUGAUUAUGAUGAAUGAUUGUUUGGGUAAUUAUUUCCAAUCUUACCACUGUAACUUUAAUAUUCCCUUCUACCUGUCCUUACUGUUUAAGAAGGCUGUCAAGGGAGACAAAAAAGAAGAUUCUGUUGUCUCUAAUUAAGACAGCUUGACUUUGCUACUUACUGCCUUUGCCUUCUAUUACACUUUGUCUGACAAAUAACUUUGCAAUUCAUUUUGUUGGGACUUCAGGAGUGAAAUAGUGAUGGGAGGGUGAUGACUACUGUGCCAGGAAAGACAGGCUGCCGGAGUAAGAAAGGCUGGAUCAUAUCUUUCUCUCCAGGCUCAUCAUGGGAGAUCAUCCCGUGACUUUUAACUCAGUCAUAAGGAUUUCAGACUGCUGAUCUGACUGUGGAGAUUUUACCACAGCAAUGUAACGUCCGGGAAUACACUAACCACCUGUACAUUGUUAUAAAAUGCCUUGUAUCUGGUAUUUUUCUAGGUCUGAUAUAGCUUGAUUAAUGCUGGAAUCCUUGUGCAACUUACAUUUCAUGGUUUAUGGUUUUUAUUUCAUUUUAACAGGACAGGGCUAACCAUUUUAUUGGUUGUUUACAUUAUGUAUUGUGUGUAGAUAUGUUUUUGUGUUCUUACCCUGGGUUUCCUGCCUUCUUGAGGGGGUCCUGUACAUAUUGCUAUUUAUUUCAUAUGAAAUGAGUGUGUGUGUGAGAGAGAGUGAAAGCGUGUGACGUGAAGGAUUAUUGGAGCAUUUGUUCAUUUAAAAUGCAGACACUCACCAUGUUUUUGUACCUUGUAAUGUUGAAUAAGCAGAUGAUAGCCAGUCCACACUGUGUGGCUCUACAUAUAAGUCUGCACUUGAGUAAGAACAACAAGAGCACCAUCCUGUCUUCUGCACUGUCUUUUUGGCCUUAGAUUAAUCACAGUCACAUCCUCUCUAUUCAUGUCUGCGCCAUGCUGCUGUUUUCUUUCUUUGUUUUGGAAAGAAAGUGCAGCGAGAUGAAUAAUUCAGAUUGGUGUUCCAUAAAGAAUCCUCUGAGAGGGAAGGCUUUUUUUGAAAAGCCUGUCUUGAAUUGCUGCAAACAAACUGAACUGAGGAAAAGCUUUUUCAUUAAUUAAGCCAACACAGACAAAUCUGGUUUAAGAACAGCCACUGCAUUACUUUCAAACACAGACCUGAAACAUCAUGCACAGAUCACAUCACUUCACAAUAAAUGUAAAGACAAAACUAUGAUUGUCUGUUAUGUCAAAGACAAAUUUGAUGUAUAAAAUUGGCCCCAAAAUAAGAUAAGUUUCUAAUCUGACUGAGGAUCAGUUGAAUUAUACUACUUUACUUGGUUUGUACAAGUGACAUAAUAACAUUCAUAUGGAGGAAGUGUUGAUUGUGUUGACUGAUUGUCUCUUACUUAUUUUACUAUUAGUAUUUCUGGCGAUCUGUACAGGGUGUACCCUGCCUCACGCCCAAUGUCAGCUGGGAUAGGCUCCAGCCCUCCUGCUAACAACUAAUUACUAGUAAACACCAAGUACAGCUGAGGCUGGGAAUGUCAUACCAAUUGCAAGUAUUUGAUUUUAAUUAUUUUAAGUAUUGGACAAAUCAAAUUUUGAUCUGAUGAUGGCCAGAGUUCUAAUAAUAUAAACAUGAAUCCCCCAAUAGUUUAAAAAAAAAAACCUUUUAAUCUUUCAACAAAGUGGAGGCAAAAGAGACAAUCACUAAAGUUAGUAGGAUACAUCAUCUGGAAACCAUGAAUGACGCAUUGCCGCAAUGCUGCAUUUUACAUUUUAAGACAUUCCACUGAAUAAGUGAAAAUUUGACCUGCUGGUUGUACCACAUGAAAACGUAGGUGAUCACCAAUGUCAGUAAGGUUCAUCAUUUGGGCACCAUCAAUUUUUUAUGGCAAUUCAUCAAGUAGUUGUUGAGAUGUUUCAGUCUGGACCAAAGUGGUGGACUAACCAAACCUGCUUCAGAGACAGAAUUUCCUGGAAAGCCUGAUUCACUGAGCAACUAGUGAUGGUACUUUAUGAAACAAACAUCUGAUUCGCUGUAAGAGACGCAACAAAGUGUUCAGUGGAGGAGAUGAUUGAUGGAUACGGGAUGAAAAAUGAUGGCACUGACAGUUUUCCUCUAGUUUGGUUUGAAAGCACCUGAUGGUUGUAGUGUGUUUUUGUGAUUGUGGUGCUAUCACAAUGACAACAUCAGCUCUCACCAAUGACUAUGACCAUCCCUUAGCUUUGUAACUGAUGACAAAAUGUUGUUUUCACCCAUUCACACUGUCUACAUCAUGUGCAUGUUUUGGAGAAAAAUAAAGUCCAUUACUUACUUA